Molecule: messenger RNA, 177 nt
Organism: Fusarium venenatum
Lineage: Eukaryota; Fungi; Ascomycota; Sordariomycetes; Hypocreales; Nectriaceae
Source: RefSeq, a predicted model, not a curated record
AUGUGCAUUGAGUUCUACAGGAACGUGUUGUGCCGAGACUGUGGCAGACUUGAGGAGGAGAAGAAGAAGAAGAAGAAGAAGAAGAAGACACAGGAGGUAGAAAUGAACGAUGGGGUACUUGAGGAGAUAGGGGUAAUACCUGCUGUGAAUGGCUAUCUUGAGCCUAGAGCAGUAUAA